Molecule: messenger RNA, 1213 nt
Organism: Aspergillus ibericus CBS 121593
Lineage: Eukaryota; Fungi; Ascomycota; Eurotiomycetes; Eurotiales; Aspergillaceae
Product: zinc-binding alcohol dehydrogenase family protein
Exons: 1
Coding region: 99-1133 (344 amino acids)
Molecular function (GO): oxidoreductase activity, acting on NAD(P)H
Source: RefSeq, a predicted model, not a curated record
CUCGAUUCUAUCAUCAGUACAACAUCUAUACAAUCAUAUCUCAGCUACAACAUCCUCAUUCAAUUCAAUCAAUCCCACUUCCUAUCUACCACACCAAAAUGUCCCCCACCAACACCGCCGCCUGGAUCCAAUCCGAAAAAGCACACCCCCUCACCAUCUCCCCGGCCCCCUACCCCCAAGCCGGCAACAACGAACUCAUCAUCAGAAACCACGCCAUCGGACUCAACCUCGUCGACUACGCCCGUCAAGACCUGGGCACCGCCCUCUUCCCCUGGACCAACUACCCCACGAUCCUGGGCAGCGACGUCGCCGGCGAAGUAGUGGAAGUCGGGCCCGGUCCUCACUCCUCGCGCUUCCGCCCCGGAGACCGUGUACUAGGCCUGACGAACGAACUGAAAAGCAACCGGUCCGCUGAAGGCGCGUUCCAGACCUAUGUUGUUCUGCAAGCUCAUAUGACGUCGCACAUCCCGGCGGAUCUCUCCUACGCUGAUGCGGCUGGGAUUCCUCUGGGGAUUUCGACUGCCGCGUGUGGUCUUUUUCAGAAGGAGUAUCUCGCGCUCCAGCAUCCGAGAGCUCCCCGCGCGGAGUCAACAUCGCAGACUGUGCUCAUCUGGAGUGGUUCGUCGAGUGUGGGUAGUAACGCAAUCCAACUUGCCGUGGCGGCGGGAUAUGAAGUGAUUACCACUGCGUCACCGAAGAACUAUGACUUUGUGAAAUCGCUCGGUGCGAGUCUCGUCUUUGACUAUGCAUCCGAGACAGUAGUCGAGGACAUCAUCGCCGCAUUCACGGGGAAGAUCGGUGCGGGCGCGUUAGCGAUUGGACCGGACUCGCCGAGAUUAUGUGCGGAGAUUGUGGCCCGGGUGGAGGGGAGGAAGUUCGUGGCGUUGGUGAGUCCGGCGACGGGACCGUUGCAGGAGGGGGUCGACUCGAAGUUUGUUUUUGGGAGUGAUUUGGUGGAGAAUGAGGUUGGGGAGGCGGUGUUUGUGAACUUCCUGCCCGAGGCGUUGCGGAGGGGCGAGUUUGUGAGUGCGCCGAAGACGGAGGUCAUGGGGAGGGGGUUGGAGGAUGUGCAGGGGGCGUUGGAGGUGUUGAAGAGGGGAGUGUCGGCGAGGAAGUUGGUGGUGGAGUUGUGAGGGUGAAUAGGGGUGUUGUGUAUAUUAUGAAUAUUUUAUUUUGUGCCGCUUUAUGUUUGGUUGGUUUGAUGUAGUAGAGG